UAACUUUAUACAAACAACAAUGUAUUUGAUUCGUGAGCAAAAUGGGUCGGGUUGAAGUGAGUAUAAAUAGUGGCUUGGAGAGGAUUCAUCAGUCCCCAUGCACACUACAUACUUCUUUUUGUUUGUUUUAUCUUACUCUUACCACUAGCAUACAAGUCGAAGGUACAUACAGUUCGUAUGUGUGUGUGUAAGCUUCCAUUGAUACAUCAAGAAGAACCUUCAAAACAAUGAACACCCUGUUCCAAACCCUUCCCUUUUUGCCUUUUGAACCAGCAAAACCAUUCUCCGUACUUGAUCAAUUUCCUCACUUCAACUUCAACAACCCAUUAACUCCAGACCCACCUUCUCCGGAGACUGAUUUAUCUCCAGAAUACGACCAUCCUGCCGUUCUUGAAGGCAUCGCAGCAGUCGUCGGAGAAAGUGUUCUGUUCGGAAAGUCUGCAAACACCGCUGGUAAUCAAACAGCUUCUGGUCUUGUGAAGGAUGGCGACAAAGAAAUGAAAUUUCAUGCGGUGAAGCACGGUUGCGGCGUGGAGAAGAAUUAUAGAGGGGUGAGAAAGAGGCCGUGGGGGAGGUGGUCGGCUGAGAUACGUGACAGGAUAGGACGAUGCCGGCACUGGCUUGGGACGUUUGAUACUGCCGAGGAGGCGGCGCGUGCGUAUGACGCUGCUGCAAGACGACUAAGAGGAUCCAAGGCCAGGACCAACUUCGAGAUACCUUCGGUGUUCCCAUUGUCUACCACCACCACAUCCCCGACAACAUCGUCGUCGUCGUCGGCGGAAGGCAAAAAGAGAAAAUCGGGCAGCUCUACUACUAUCACUAACAAGUGUCAUGUGGUGACUUCGGUGGCCCAGCUGUUUAGUAGUUCUGGUCCGACGAUCGUAAAGAGGAAGAUGAACAAUGGUGAUGUUGAAGUUGAUUUGAAUCUUGAUGGUACUUUGAGCAAAAGAUCGAAAACUGUUUGUACCCUUUAUUAAUUUAAUGUAAUUACGUAUGCUAAUGGUACUAUAAUUCUGACUAAAA
Messenger RNA from Lactuca sativa (garden lettuce), 1023 nucleotides. Its product is annotated as ethylene-responsive transcription factor ERF084. Gene Ontology annotation, molecular function: DNA-binding transcription factor activity; DNA binding. The record is from RefSeq and is a predicted model, not a curated record. Lineage: Eukaryota; Viridiplantae; Streptophyta; Magnoliopsida; Asterales; Asteraceae. Gene Ontology annotation, biological process: regulation of DNA-templated transcription.